This is a messenger RNA of Dinoponera quadriceps, 1321 nucleotides long. RefSeq lists its product as uncharacterized. NCBI's taxonomy places the organism in Eukaryota, Metazoa, Arthropoda, Insecta, Hymenoptera, Formicidae. The transcript is spliced from 4 exons. The record is from RefSeq and is a predicted model, not a curated record. Bases 215 to 943 code for a protein of 242 amino acids.
CCAAGUCCUUCUCUUUCGUCUCCCGACUCCUAUUUUCGGAACUUUUGCGAAUCUCGCGCGAAUGUAAUCCAAGUGCUCGCCGAAGUACCACCGGUAUCCUUUUAUUAUGUGACGCGGCGCGGUGCGACGCUGGAAACAGUGUGAUCAACAUCAUCAUUGUUGCUCUGGGAAAUAUCGAUUCUCGCGCAAGAUACAACUACCAGUCAGAAACGAAAUGUUCGCCGCAAUUCUCACCUUGGCGUUUGUCGUAGCGCACAUCGCAGCGGAAAUACCUCCCUACAUUAAUGUGUGCAGUCGCAGAGACCCGAAUCUCGAUAGGUGCCUCUUGGAGAAUAUUAAGAAUUUGAAAAAUAAAAUAUGCCAGGGAAUGCCGGAACUCAGCGUUCCACCGACUGAGCCAAUGCAUAUGGAUCAAAUUGACGUCGACACCGACAACACUAAAAUAUCCUUCACUAAUAUGUACGCAACGGGAUUCUGCAAUUACGAAGUGCAAUCUUUGCAUGUGGACCUCGAGAAACAACAUGUUGACAUUAAAAUCAUAUUCAAACAAAUAAAUAUAAAUACGACGUGUAGCUUCAACGUAAACGUAACGAAACCCGUUUCUAUGAAAGGACCGAUUCGUAUUACCACAGAUAAUGUGUCGGCGAAAGCAGGCAUUGAUCUCAGUAUGGCAACCGAAGGCAACAAGGAAUACGUAUACUUGUCCAAUAUGGACCUGGAUCUCGACAUCAAAGAUUACAAGACGGACGUCAGUUCGUUUAACGAUGGAAAGAUUGUUCAAAUGCAAGAGAUAAGUCAGAAAAUUCUAGGCACAAACCGACAGGAACUUCUCACGGUGUUGAAGCCGAACUUAGAGAAGAUCAUUUCCAAACAAAUCCUUACCUUUUCCAACGAAAUUGUCAAACAUUUCACUUAUGACGAGCUCUUCCCCGACCAUAUAUAAGGGAAAGAAUAUUUUUGUUGCGAAAAUAUCGAAAGUAGUUUAUGUCUUACUUGCAAAAUGAUAACACGCUUUACUAAAAAAAAUAAUAUGUGGUUACUAAUAAAAAUAAUAGAUUAUUCAGGAUCAAGUUUUACAGGAUAAGUUACAGGUUAUCUAACCUGCUUGUCAGAUUUGACCACGUCUAAUAGAUGUCUAAAGCGGCUCUUUAACGGUUAUUCGGGAGUGAAGAAAUUGCGCACUUUUCUUCGCUAUAACUCUUCAAACACAACUCACCAGGUCUAUAUGGUCCGUAAAACAAUUGUUUACAUAUAUUUAUAUAAAAUUUUAACUUUAUAACAUUUUAUAGUAGAAAAUAUAAAAAUAUAAAUUUAUAAUAAA